CUUUAUUUCUGUCAAAACCACAACCCUAACCUCAAAAUCCAUCAAAACAAGAUCCAAAAUUCUCGUCAACUCGUCCUGGACACAAUGUACAGCUGAUAAGGGAGUGUAUGCAGAUCUUAUGGAUUGCACUGUCAAGUAUUCAUGGCAGAACUUGAUGAAAGCUUAUAACAUAAAAUAAAAAAUAAACAAUGGACAUUCCUGAGGAUGAAAUUCUCGACGAAUUAAAUUCAACUCUAACCGAGGAGUCUCAACUGUCGGAAAUCUCCCCAGAGAAACCGGAAACCACCUCCGAAGAUGCAGAGCGAGUGCUGCAUCAUCGGGAAUUGCGGAGAAAGCUUAAAUCGACGGAGGAGAAGAUAGAUAAAUAUAUGCUGAGUAUUUCAGAGAUUUCCAGGAAAUCUUGGGAGGUGAAUCUCGGGGCGCUCAAUGAGAAAUUAACGAGUGAUGACGGUUACUCGCAAAAAACUAUUCACAAUAUUCAGGAAUAUAUCCAGAAAUUGGAGGAACAGUUCAAGGAGUUGGACAAAGCCGAUACCCAAGUGAUGACGAUUACAAGUCGAGUACUCCAAGAAAUCGACGACUCGUACGAUAAUUUGAUAUCGAUAAUUGCCAAAGAGAUAAAUAAAAAACGAGAACUGCUGAAGCUGGAAGCCAAAGUAUUCGAGAGGGAGAGUCUCGUCCCUUUGAAAGCAUGCCGAGAAGAAAUCCACAAACAGAUAUUGUGCACAAAAAAAUCAAUAUCGUCAAUUGAAACUAAUAAAAAUGAACGCAUGAGUCAUGUGGAGCGUCACGAGUUGUUGAGAGCAGAUAGAAAAAUUGGAGGAAUACCAGCAGUGCCUUCCCUGGAGGAGCUCCCCUUCUUGAACUUCAAAUUCCCAUCAAAGCCACAAGUCAAGGAGCUCUUAAAUAAUGUCCACAGCAUGGGAACGAUCUUACGACUGGGUCCAGUGCAGAUAACAGAAAUAGAAGAGAAACCUGGCUCGGUAUUCGUCAAGUGGGGGAUCUCAGAUCCGGAAUAUGCCUUUGAGGAUCACAUUUACAUACUCCAAAAGGCACUCGGAGAGGUCCUCGAUCCCACCUCCGAUGAUUUUAUCACUAUCUACGAGGGGGAUGAAAACUACUGCUUCGUUAAAAAUCUUGAGAUCAAUCGUUCGAUUACUCUAAGAGUUGGGGUUCAAUCGUUAGAGUCUGCGUGGAGCUCUACGAGAAUUACCAAGACAUCAGUACCAAAUUACGGUUGGUCCCUCGAUAAUGAAGAUUAUAUGAUCACGAAUAAUGCAACAGUUGCCGCGAAAAUUAACGAUCAGGCGAGUGCGGUAUUUUCUCGAGACGCUCUCAUCGACGCCAAUCAAAUAAUUGAAUUCAAAUUUCUAGAUGUUCCUGGUCAGGUGUUGAGUGAUGAAGGAAUUGCUCUGGUAUCGGAGCCUGGGGGAAAGGACGAUUUUCUGCGGCGCAGGGGCUCUUUGAUGAUCACAGCACGAGGAAAAAUACUGAUGGAUGGGGAGGAAAAGCUUAUGCAACUUCCUCCAGUCCAUUCUGGUGCGAGAAUAAUAUUUACUAUCACCAGGAGGGAUGAGGAAACUCUACGGGUUAAUAUUGAAUGCUCUGACAAAGCUGUCACUUAUUACUGGAACGUUGAGACUCCACUUUACUUCGCUGCCAGAUUUUUACAAUCGAAGAAGUGGAAUUUGAUGGUUAAAUAGAUUUUUAUAUCGAUGGUUAUGGAUUUGUUGAUCGGAGCUUGAUUGAUUGUUUACGUUGUCAAUGGAAAAUCAAUACGUAUUUUGCUUUUUAUUCAAUUUUAUUUAUUAACAUAUUUUCGGAUCGCUACAAAAUUUUUUUUGUACAUCAGCAUUUUUAUCCGCCUUGAAUUAAUCAUGGGAUUAAUUCUGAGGAACCUAUUUUUUAUAAUAAUUUUUCGGUAUAAAUUUUUCGAUUCCCAAUGUAUUUACAAAAUAUUUAUACAUGAGAACUUUUACUUGACUCCAAUUAGUUUUUAUUAAUCAUAGAUAAUGAUAAUGUUGUAAUUGUUUCGUGUGAAAAGAAUUAAAAAUCGUUGGGUUAAUACAAAAAAGUGGGAUUUA
Fopius arisanus is the source of this 2084-nucleotide messenger RNA. Its product is annotated as cytokine receptor-like factor 3. The transcript is spliced from 4 exons. Bases 189 to 1703 code for a protein of 504 amino acids. NCBI's taxonomy places the organism in Eukaryota, Metazoa, Arthropoda, Insecta, Hymenoptera, Braconidae. The record is from RefSeq and is a predicted model, not a curated record.